This is a messenger RNA of Cadophora gregata, 2397 nucleotides long. RefSeq lists its product as uncharacterized. The transcript has a single exon. Bases 1 to 2397 code for a protein of 798 amino acids. The record is from RefSeq and is a predicted model, not a curated record. Lineage: Eukaryota; Fungi; Ascomycota; Leotiomycetes; Helotiales; Ploettnerulaceae. Gene Ontology annotation, biological process: intra-Golgi vesicle-mediated transport. Gene Ontology annotation, cellular component: COG complex; Golgi apparatus.
AUGGCUGCCAAUAAGACCCUCGACCCUUCAACUUGCACGUCCGCGCCUGAAGCCUUCAAGUAUCCUCUACCUCAAGUACGCCAGUUCCAUCGUAGUCUGACAGUCGAGCUCGACGAGAAGAAUGCGCGGUUACGCACUUUGGUGGGGGGAAGCUAUCGGCAGCUACUUGGGACGGCAGAGACAAUCCUGCAUAUGAGAGAUGAUAUGGAACAUGUAGAGGAAAAGCUUGGGAGGGUCGGAAAGGGCUGUGGAAGAGCUGUUAUAGGAGGCAAGGCGAGUGGAUUGGCGAAAUUGAAUGCUGGUGGGAGGGGUGGGAAGAAGGGCGAGGAUUUGGCGUGGGCCGCGAGGGUGAAGGUGUUGGAGAUGUGCGCGGUAGCGGUCGGAAAGCUGUUGAGGGAAGGAGGGAUUGCCCAAGCAGAAGAAAGAUCUGGAAAAGGCAAGAAUCUGGUUGUGGCUGCGAAAGUGCUGGUCUUAAGUCGGCUGCUGGCGAAGACGGUGGGCGAUGCAGCAGGGAAGAGGAGCUCAGGAGAUCAAGCGUCUCUUGAGGCUUUGAAGAAGAAAAUAGCUAGUCUACGAAGGAAACUUUUGAGGGCGAUUGAGAAAACAGCCGAGAAAGUGGAUGGAGAUCGGGAGGAUCUGAUACAGGCACUUUCGGCGCACAGCCUUGCAACGAGUUCUGGGGCAAAGGACGUCAUCAGGCAUUUCCUUCAUAUCAGAGGGGAAGCUAUGGCUCUUGCGUUCGAUGAUGAGGAACAGAAAUCAGGCAGUCCGGGAGUAGUGAGAGCUUUGGAAUUGUAUACCAGGACAUUGCUGGAUGUUCAAGCUCUGGUACCACGACGCCUGUCCGAAGCACUAGCAAGUCUGAAAACUAAGCCAUUAUUGAAGGACGAGUCGAUCAGAAAUCUUGAAGGACUCAGGUUGGAUGUUUGCGAAAAGUGGUUUGGAGACGAGAUUCUAUUCUUUACGCCGUACAUCCGACACGAUGACCUCGAAGGCAGUCAAGCUGUAGAGAUGCUCAGAGGCUGGGCAAAGAGAGCGUCAGAGCUCAUGUUAGAAGGUCUAGCAAAGAGCCUAGGUCAAAUGGCUGAUUUCAAAACCGUUGUUGCUAUUCGGACUCGGAUUCUCGAGAUUUGGAUCAAGGAAGGUGGCAAGGCGAAAGGGUUCGACCCAUCUAUCCUACUUGAUGGUCUCCGUAAAGCCGUUAAUGAUCGUAUGGUCUCACUCGUCGAGUCUAGAGUAAGUAAACUGCAUCUCGUCGCCACUGAGAUCGAAGGUACGCUGGGAGUCUGGAGAGAAGGGGUAACAGAUCACCAAGAUAGCCUAUGGGACUCUAGCUUGCUAGAAAUGGACAUCAGCAACGGUGCCUCACUAUUCAAGCAGAACAUCCUAUCGCGCACUCAUGGCCGCACUGAUGCUGUAUCUCGUGUCUUCCGUGGCUACCAAACAUGGCGGCAUCUAGUCGACGAGAUCAGCGUCGUGGUCUCCCAGCUGAGCAAACAGCGGUGGGAUGACGAUCUAGAAGAUAUAGAGGAUGACCUUAGCAUCGAGUCCAGAAACGCUCUCCUUAGCACCGAAGAUCCAAAGAUGCUACAGGAACAUCUAGAUAGCAGUCUCGAAGAGGCGUAUCAAGUCCUCAACGAGAAGAUCUCAGCACUCCUGACAACGUACGAGGAGAGCGAGCAAAUCGGCCACAUCUCAAUUUACCUACUUCGGGUUAUACGGGACAUCCGCAAAGAGCUUCCAGCGAACAUCUCACUGCAGUCUUUUGGCCUCCCACUUGUCAAGCCUCUGCAUCAGAGACUUGCUUCUGAGGUCUCCGAGAAGCCAUUACAAGCUUUCAGCAAGACUUGCACGAAGAAGAAAGUCCCAGGCCGAGCAUUAUGGGAGGGAACUCCCGAGCUACCCGUCCAGCCUUCGCCGGGGACGUUUAAAUUAUUGCACAGCCUGGCUCUCGCAAUGGCGAAGGUUGGAGGCGAUCUAUGGAGUCCUUCCGCCGUAGCUGUCCUUAAACGAAGUCUACGCGAAGCAGUGUCAGCCAAAUGGAACGAGGCUUUGAACUCCAAGCCUGAAGUCAAUGGAACACCGAACGACGAAUCGCCCAAUGAUGACCAGGGACCUGCAGACAGCGAAGAAAAGGCUUCCGAUGCCGAAAUCGCAGUCAAAGCGGUUGCAGAGAAGAAGAACGACGACGAUGAUAUCCUCAUCCAAACCCUCUUCGACAUCCUACUCCUACAGAACGCAUUCGAGAUCCCAGAUGCAGAUGCAGACGAGCUCAUGAAACUAGGAGGCACUGUAGCGAAGAAAGUGACACUUGAUGCGGCUGCGAAGAAGAGGGUGCUGGAUUCGGCGAAGGAGUAUUGGAAGAGGACUGCGUUGUUAUUUGGGUUACUUGCUUAG